Molecule: messenger RNA, 1718 nt
Organism: Mobula hypostoma (lesser devil ray)
Lineage: Eukaryota; Metazoa; Chordata; Chondrichthyes; Myliobatiformes; Myliobatidae
Product: T-cell immunoglobulin and mucin domain-containing protein 4-like
Exons: 6
Coding region: 60-788 (242 amino acids)
Biological process (GO): cytoskeletal rearrangement involved in phagocytosis, engulfment; apoptotic cell clearance
Molecular function (GO): phosphatidylserine binding
Source: RefSeq, a predicted model, not a curated record
UCGCAGCCACAGCAUCUGCUGCAGCGACACGGACAGCGGCCGCCUCCGUGUCCGGCGCGAUGGCUGUUACUAGUGUUGUGGCUCAUUUAACAAUAAUGUUUCUUCUGAUGGGUCGAGUCGCCUUCGUCUCUGAGACAAACGUGCGAGGAGUCACGGGACAGUCGAUCACACUGCCAUGCCACUAUUCUGUCGGAAAAUAUGUAAAAAGUGCGAUGUGCUGGGGUCGAGGACAGUGCCCUUUAAGCGGCUGCGGACACGUGUUGAUCGGAACAAAUGGAGACAGAGUAACUUCUGUAACAUCCCAGAGAUACAGUCUUGGUGGUAGGAUUGCGUCAGGAGAUGUGUCGCUCACUAUAAAUGAUCUACAGAGAGAAGAUAGCGGCUGGUAUUGCUGCCGUGUGGAGAUUCUGGGACUGUUUAAUGAUCUGAAAACGAAUUUGAAUCUCCGGGCUUUGGACGAAACCAGCACAACAUCUCCUUCAACUACAAUUGAGUCCUUGUCUACAGACCAUGGAAAUGACAUUGCUCCAUCUACUUACCAGGGUCUUACAACCUCUCCGUUUACAUCUCCCAGAGAUUCCAGUUCAACUCCACAUUUACCUGUUCCUGGUGAGCGUGUAAACAACCUGAUUUUUCUGCUUUGCUGGACCGCUCGUGUCUCAGUUUUUGUCUCUUUUCUUUCCAUCACUGUGCUGCUUUGCAAGUGGAAACGCACAUCCUCCAUCUGUCUGAACAGGAGCAGCACCAAGCCCGUGAGAGACUCCACACCCUUGCAGCAAUCACUUUGAUGUCCAUGGGAAGGCCUUCCCAUAGUGUACCAAAGAUUGACCACAUAUGUUGACUGAAAUACCCAUCCCAAGUGAGUAUGCAGGAUCCAGAGUUAGUACCAAACUUUACAGAAAAGUUAUGAACUGGAAAGAAAGUCUGAAAUUUUUGUGUACGGAAACAAUAUCCUUUCUUCUGGACUGCUGCUAUGUGACAAUAUCAUCAAAGUAACAAAUCAUUACAUAACUGAAAAGUUCUGAUGGCUUUCAUCUGAUCAAUACUGACUUCAACAGGCAUUUACAAAUGUAAACGGCGGAAAUGUACAAACACCAUUAAACUACUUGUACAUGGCUGAUGCGCUCCAACUUCACGGCAUGAAAGCAUUUUUUGGAACUACAAAUAAAACUGACCUUCUCUGGAGAGAUGGCAACACUACAGAUUACAAUGACUGAGCAUAUUGCUCCAUCUAUAAAUUUGCGUUGAAGGUGAAUUGAUAAAGCCAGGAAAGUAACUGAAAAUUGCCCCUCACCAAUAUGAAUUGUGAUGGAAAAAUAGCAGAAUGUCAUAUCAGAACUGUUUAUUGAAAUUCACAAUGCUUCACCCUGGCUUGCCUUUUUGAAAAUGGUAUUUUCUAUUUUAGUAUUUUCGAUAGAGUUUUUGGAUUAUGUGCAUGUUUUAUUUUUGGUGUACUUAUUUAUCAAUGAACGAUAUACAGUAUGUCUUAAAAGACUUAAUGGCGUUAAUGAAGGAACUGAAUGAUUUGAGAAUCAUUGGCGUAAUUUGGGUUAAUAAACCACAAAACGAUGUGAUGAUGUUGGGAGUACUGAGAUAAUUCAUCCUGGUUAGAUUCUGGAGUGGAUCUUGAGAUGCAUCCCUUAUUCUGUGUUAUAUUUUUGUCUUCUAUUUGAGUAAUCAUACCUGACUUGUUGAAUUUGAUGUGCCUUAUCAGGAGG